This is a messenger RNA of Labrus bergylta (ballan wrasse), 1616 nucleotides long. Lineage: Eukaryota; Metazoa; Chordata; Actinopteri; Labriformes; Labridae. The record is from RefSeq and is a predicted model, not a curated record.
CAUGCAGGCUCUGGUGGACUGGACGGACGUCCAGGUGCAGCACGAGCUGAUGAGAGGUCUGGAGGACAACUCGUUCUUCAGGUCGUGUGUGUGUGAGAUGCUGCGUGUGGUGAUGGAUGAGGGCUGCUCCACCCAAAGCUCCGCCCUCUCUUACCUGGGACAGAGAUUCAGAGUGAAGAUGAGUCUACCUGAGUGGUACACGCACGAGCAGUGUGCACGCUACCUGAUCGAUGAGUGUAUCCUGAUCCACCUGCGCUCUGACAUAGAAAAGUUUCACCUGCUGUGUAUGAUGACCAGGAAGCUGUUCACCUUUGCUAAACAGGAGUGUUUAGAGGAAAACCCAGACAGCAUUAUGUGUCAGGAGAUUCUGACUCCAGGUCAGCUGUACCUCAUGUUCCUGAAGGAGCGCCUGGCGGCCUGGUUGGUGUCGGUGAAGCUCUCCUUUGAUAAGCGGGGAAGCAGACUCAGUGGAGGCUGGACUGCUGAGAACGUGUUGAAGAUCUUCAACACGGGCUCUGACCUCACUAAACCCUUCGAGUACCUGCUCGCCACGGGGAACCUGAACUCAAAAACCGGUCUGGGCAUGCUCCAGAACACUGGGCUGUGCGUCGUCGCUGACAAACUCAACUUCAUCAGAUACCUGUCUCACUUCCGCUGCGUGCACCGAGGAGCCGCCUUCGCCAAGAUGAGGACCACGUCUGUCCGGAAACUUCUUCCUGAGUCGUGGGGCUUCCUGUGUCCCGUCCACACGCCCGACGGCGAGCCCUGCGGACUCAUGAACCACAUGACGGCCAGCUGUGAGAUCGUAGCUCAGAGUCUUUCAACCGUCAGUCUACCGACUCUGCUCUGCUUGCUCGGUGUGACCCCGGUGGACGGUUCACCUGGUCGUGCGUUCUCAGACUGUUACCCGGUGGUGCUGGACGGGGCCGUGGUGGGUUGGGUGGAGGAGGAUCUGGCUCAGGUGGUGGUGGACUCCAUUCGCAGGUUUAAGGUGCUGAAGGAGAAGAAGAUCCCUCCGUGGACUGAGGUGGUUCUGGUUCCUAAGACGGGUAAGUCCAGUCUGUACCCGGGUCUGUUCCUGUUCACCACACCCUGCAGGAUGGUCCGCCCCGUCAGGAACCUGAGUCUGGGGAGGCAGGAGCUGAUCGGGACCUUCGAGCAGGUAUACAGGUGUUUCAUAUCUCACAGUUUGUUGAGUAUUGAUUAUUGAUGGUUCUUCUUCUGGUCUAGUGGGUUAGGGUUAGGGUUAGUCUGCGAUCUGCGAUGCAAGCUGUCAUGCUUCUUGCUGCCGGCGAGCACGGUCCCGCGAAUGUUAAGUUGUUUCUGAUUGCGGUCAGAGCGGUCUGAUUGCUCAACACAGCCUGAAGAAAGUACUUCACGGUCGGCACAAACUCGUCUGUGUUGCUACAAAAAUCUUGGAGGUGCUCGGCUGGGCGCUCAGACUCUCCGCACCCGCGGACCAUUCUCGCACCGACCGUAAGAAGCAUGAAACCUGAUUCAAUGAGUCAAUGUGCAGCACAUGGAUAAUUUCCAUAACGUUACAUUUCUGUGAAAACACUGUGGAAAGAUUUGGAGUCUGGUUAGCAAGCCAGCCUUUCUGUUCAACAUCCUGUCUG